Molecule: messenger RNA, 1251 nt
Organism: Malassezia globosa CBS 7966
Lineage: Eukaryota; Fungi; Basidiomycota; Malasseziomycetes; Malasseziales; Malasseziaceae
Exons: 1
Coding region: 1-1251 (416 amino acids)
Biological process (GO): gluconeogenesis; glycolytic process
Cellular component (GO): cytosol
Molecular function (GO): ADP binding; phosphoglycerate kinase activity; ATP binding
Source: RefSeq, a predicted model, not a curated record
AUGUCUCUUUCGACGAAGCUAGCUAUCACAGAUGUUGACUUGACAGACAAGCGCGUGCUGAUGCGCGUGGACUUCAAUGUGCCACUUGAUGGUGAGAAGAUCACCAACAACCAGCGUAUCGUUGCAGCCUUGCCCACGAUCAAGUACGCCCUUGAGCACAAGGCCAAGGCAGUCAUCCUCAUGUCGCACCUGGGACGUCCAGAUGGCCAGAAGCAGGACAAGUUCUCGCUGAAACCCGUCGUGCCUGAGCUUAGCCGUCUUCUGAACAAGGAUGUGCAAUUUGUGCCUGACUGUGUGGGCGCAGAGGUCGAGCAGGCGGUGAAUGCGGCGUCAGGUGGCGCUGUGGUCCUGCUGGAGAACGUGCGCUUCCACAUUGAGGAAGAGGGCAAGGGCAAGAAUGCGCAAGGAGAGAAAAUCAAAGCCGACAAGGAUGCUGUAGAGCAGUUCCGCGCUGGCCUUACGAAGCUUGGCGACGUGUACGUGAACGAUGCAUUUGGCUCGGCGCACCGAGCCCACUCGUCGGUGGUGGGUGUGAAUCUGCCGCAGCGCGCCUCGGGAUUCCUCAUGAAGAAGGAGCUGGACUUUUUCUCGAAAGCUCUCGAGUCGCCAGAACGCCCCUUCCUUGCGAUUCUCGGCGGUGCCAAGAUCUCCGACAAGAUUCAGCUCAUCGAGAACAUGCUCGACAAGGUCAACAUGCUGAUUAUUGGCGGCGGUAUGGCCUUCACCUUCAAGAAGGUUGUGAACAACAUGGCCAUCGGCAACUCGCUGUACGAUGAGGAGGGUGCCAAGAAGGUGAAUGACCUCAUGGCCAAGGCAAAGCAGAACAACGUGGAAGUGUUCUUCCCUGUUGACUUUGUCACGGCUGACAAGUUUGACAAGGCUGCUCAGGUCGGAACGGCGACAGACGAGAGCGGCAUCCCGGAUGGCUGGAUGGGUCUGGACGUUGGCGAGAAGAGCCGUCAGAUCUUUAAGGACGCUGUGCUGAAGGCCAAGACGAUCCUGUGGAACGGCCCACCAGGUGUGUUUGAAUUUGACAACUUUGCUGGCGGCUCCAAGGCCGUUCUGGAUGCCUGUCUGGAGGCAGAGAAGAACGGUUGCAACGUCAUUGUGGGCGGUGGUGACACGGCUACAGUCGUGGCUAAGUACAACGCCGAGGACAAGAUCUCGCACGUCUCGACGGGUGGUGGUGCGAGUCUCGAGCUCCUUGAGGGCAAGGAGCUUCCAGGCGUCGCUGGCCUUAGCCAGAAGUAA